Messenger RNA from Daucus carota subsp. sativus, 1242 nucleotides. Its product is annotated as probable 6-phosphogluconolactonase 1. Gene Ontology annotation, biological process: pentose-phosphate shunt; carbohydrate metabolic process. Bases 257 to 1060 code for a protein of 267 amino acids. Lineage: Eukaryota; Viridiplantae; Streptophyta; Magnoliopsida; Apiales; Apiaceae. Gene Ontology annotation, molecular function: 6-phosphogluconolactonase activity. The transcript is spliced from 4 exons. The record is from RefSeq and is a predicted model, not a curated record.
GUGUGUGUGAGUUGUGAGUGUGUGUGCUUUGUCACGAUCAGUGGUUCCACGUGGAAGCCCACAAGAUUAAAUUUUCUGUUUCAGAUAAUCUAUGUCUAAUGUGUGUGUUUGUAUAUCUGUAUGUAUGUUUUCUUGUUUUUAUCUAUCUAUAUAUCUUCAAAAAUAGAAUUUGUUCAUACCCAUCUUUCUAACUUGGUCAAUUUCUGCCUUUUCUCUAGUGCUUUCUGUUACUUAUCAGCGUUGCCGUAGAGACAGAAUGGCUCUUUCUGGAGCUUGCAGAGAUGGAAUGGAGGUGAGGAUCCAGGAAAGUGUAGAAGAGUUAAGCACUGAUUUGGCAGAUUAUAUAUCAGAUUUAUCGGAGGCAACUAUCAAAGAACGAGGUGCUUUUUGUAUCGCUAUAUCUGGCGGUUCUCUUGUAAGCUUGAUGAGGACACUGAUUUCAGCACCUUAUAUUAAGACCAUUGAUUGGGCCAAAUGGCAUAUAUUCUGGGCUGACGAACGUGUGGUGGCUAAAAAUCACGUGGAUAGUAACUACAGGCUAGCAAAGGAUAUUUUCUUGUCCAAGAUUCCUCUUGUUCCAAGUCAUUUGCAUUCGAUCAAUGACUCACUAACUGCAGAGAAAGCUGCUAAUGAGUAUGAGUUCGUCAUCAGACAGCUAGUAAGGACCCGCGUGGUUGGAGUGUCUGAAAUCAGUGACUGCCCCAGGUUUGACUUGAUCCUUCUUGGAAUGGGCUACGAUGGUCAUGUUGCGUCCCUAUUCCCAAACCACUCUGUUCUUAAUGAGAAAGAUGACUGGGUAACUUAUAUAAUCGACUCACCCAAACCCCCACCUGAGAGAAUCACAUUUACGCUGCCUGUCAUCAAGUCGGCCGCCAAUGUAGCUGUGGUUGUGACAGGGAGCAACAAAGCAGAUAUUGUCCAUAUGGCAAUUGAUGAUGUUGGACUUGAAUGCCCGUCAGUGCCUGCAAAGAUGAUUCAGCCAAUCAAUGGGAAGUUGAUAUGGUUUUUGGAUAAGUCAGCAGCUUCAAAGCUUGGCGGUGCUUCCCAAACUUCAGCGUAGAUCAGUUUUCAUGAUGGUGCAUGUAGCGCAUUAUCAGAUCAGUGCAAACUCCUUUUAAGAUCUCUAAAAUUUACCUUUUUAUCUAAAGUUUUAGUAGAAUAUUGUCAAUGAAAAGUGUAUGACUAUGAUCUUUCUUCCUAGUUUAUUUUUAAUCUUAAUGUUGGAUUAUUCUUGGUCCUGUA